AGCCUCAGGUAAAUGAUUGUCAGAGACCUGUCAUUGAGAGCUGUGGCUGGUUGCUGCGUUUCAAAAGCCCACUGAUUCCUCUGCAAGACGGAGCAGCAUCUUCUAGCCCUUUCCUCAUUUCAGAUCUCUCCAGGUCGCCUGCAGAAGGAACUAGCAGAUCCACAAACAUGAAUGAUGAAGACUACAGCAACAUCUACGACACAAUCCAGAAAGACAGGAUAUAUGAGGUUCCAGAAGAUAAUGCAGGUCCUUUAUAUGAUGCUGUCCAGGAAGAUGACAGACCAGAAAACACCUUAUAUGCCGCUGGGCUGCAAAACCACGAAUACGAUUCUGUGUCAGUCUAUGCUGUUAGGGAGGAAGAGAACGGGUUGGGCUCUUCCCAAGCAGAAGUAGAAGACUACCUCCUGCCCGAUGAGGUGUGCCCUGAGGUCCAGGAUCCUCAAACAGUGGACCUCCAGGAGGAUGGGGACAUCUCAGUGGAAGAAUGCCAUUCACCAUUCCAGGACCAUGGGGGCUGCCCAGAGGAGCCACUGGAAAAUGGAAGCAGGAUAAAGGAAGACCUGCCUUCUCCUGCAAGCUUCACCAUCCAGCGCUGCCAGACCUUCUUCGCCAGCAAGGACUCCCCCAUCUCCUAUUCUGAAACUGAUGAUUUGGAAAAAAAUCAAACAGUUUCCAUGAACCCUGAGAUUUUCCUGUUUGUGAAGGCCGGAAUCGAUGGGGAAAGCAUUGGCAACUGUCCUUUCUCUCAGCGUCUCUUUAUGAUCCUCUGGCUGAAAGGAGUCGUGUUCAACGUCACCACGGUGGAUCUGAAAAGAAAGCCAGCCGACCUGCACAACCUAGCCCCUGGAACCCAUCCACCCUUCCUGACCUUCAACGGAGAUGUGAAGACAGAUGUCAAUAAGAUCGAGGAGUUCCUGGAGGAGACCUUGACCCCUGAAAAGUACCCCAAACUGGCUGCGAAACACCGGGAGUCCAACACGGCAGGCAUUGACAUCUUCUCCAAGUUCUCUGCCUACAUCAAAAACACCAAGCAGCAAAAUAAUGCUGCCCUUGAGAGAGGUCUGACCAAGGCACUGAAGAAACUGGAUGACUACCUGAAUACCCCGCUGCCAGAGGAGAUCGACAUCAACACCCAUGGGGACAAUGACAAGGGGUCUCGGCGCAAGUUCCUGGAUGGGGAUGAGCUGACUCUGGCCGACUGCAAUCUGUUGCCCAAGCUCCAUGUGGUCAAGAUUGUGGCCAAGAAAUACCGCAACUACGAUUUCCCAGCGGAGAUGACAGGCCUGUGGCGGUACCUUAAGAAUGCCUAUGCCCGGGACGAGUUCACCAACACCUGUGCAGCGGACAGCGAGAUCGAGCUGGCUUAUGCGGAUGUCGCCAAGCGCCUCAGCCGGUCCUGAGCCCUGCCCAUGCCCGUCCUGAUGCACAGGGCUCCACUUCUCCCCAAGAACUCCACUUUACAGACUCCUCUAAUGCAAUGCCUCCGCAAACUUUUUUUUUUUUUUUUUUUUUAAAUCAGUCCCCAUCUUGCUGGCAUCACCAGAACUCCAGCCCAUGAUCAUCUUUUGAGGUCAGCGCCAUCCCCUGCCUAUCACGCAGGAAUCUGGCAAGCACAGAGGAUAGAAACAGACCACCUCUCUGCUGGCCGACCUGAUCUGGGAUGGGUGUAUCCUGGUCAGUUUGGACCGACCUGCCGAACGGUGACUAGUUCCAUCUGCCAAUAUCAAAAUAUCACUCAGAUGCUUUAGAAACGCACCCCACCGUCUCCUCUUCCUCCCUCUUCUUUGUCAGUAACUUCGAGGCCAAGGACAAAUGCCCUUUGCGUUCCUAUUAGAGAGAGAUUCAUGCCUUGGUAGGGGAAACGCAGGGAAUGGAGGAGAAGGGAGUUGGUGGUGGAUUGGGACAUCUGGCAAACACACCGCCAGUAGCUCACUGCUUCUGACCCUGCUGUCCUUGGGCACUGAAGGCCAGAUUGCAAAGUCACUUCAGACACAUUCUCAAUUCACUGCAGUGCUGUUGUGCGCCUGGCUGGUGCUGACCAUGGGUUUUCCGUGUUGUCCGGCAAUUUUCCAGGAAGAAAAUUGGCAUGCAAUUCCAAACCAGGGUGCCUGGGAUGGGGAGGCGAGACAGAGUAGUGUUGAUGCCAAAAAGCCCACAGGGUUUGCUAGCUUAGGAGUGGGUGUUUCAUGGGCAAUUUCAUGCCUGGGUUUGACUGUGCUUAUCAGUGAGUGGCUUGUGGUCUGUGACAAAGCAGACAGGAGGGGAGAGGGGGGGACGGGUGAAGGCAAAAGAGUUUGGUAUGAGGCUUGAUGUUCCCUGGUAGACUUGGUCUUUUCUCCCUUGAUCUAAAUCUUGGACUGGGAUAUCAUGUAACUCCCAACCUUAUGGGAAGAAACCAGGAAUUGGCCAAAAAUAUCUUUCCAGGUUUUUCCAAGUUGCACCUGGAUGCAGGUGGGCUGAAUGGGUGCCUUCAGGCAGCUGCUCGGGGCCAAUUCGACUGAGGCCUCUGCUGGAUGAGAAUGUGGACUUCAGGAAGUGGCAUGAUGGUGGACCGCCUUAGGGAGAACAUCCACACUGGGAAGACCAUGUGGUUUAAACUUGAAGGAAAAAACUGUACCCAUCUGGGUUAACUUUGCUACCAUCCAUCAGACUCAGCUGCCAGAUGAAAUAAAGGCAACCAUGUUCCAGCUACUUUUUCCCUCCUUACUCAUUGUUUCCUCAAGUUUCGCCUCCUUAAGAGCUUACCCUGCCUGAGCAUGGAGACCUGUGCGGAGGAAACGAAGAAAAAUGAAGCAAUCAUCAACUCCCUGGCCCACUGAAUGCCCCAGGAGGAAAUCCAUCAGCCUCUGGCCCUCACCUUCCACAGUCCUUUCCUUCCUCUCUCUUUUUGGUGGAGGGCGAGGCUCCCAAAUGCCGGAAAGCCCCUGGACUUGGCUCAUUUCUCCGUGAGGGCAGGAUAGCACGGUCCUUUCCCUGGAAACAUCAACAAAUCCUAACCCAAGCGCUCCCUGGACCCGCCUGCCUCCAGGGAGCUCCAAAGAAAAAAAUAGGGCCCAUUGAUGAAACCAGGGGAGGAAGCAAGAGAGCUCUCCCCAUUAGCCCACUGAGGAAGACCAGGUUUCUCAGGAGGACAAUUUACAAGCCUGAGAGAGCUUUGAAAAGGCAGAAUGAGUUGAUUCAUUUCCACCCUAAAGGAACCUUUCCACAGUCUCUCUGGAAACCGCCCCUGGAGAUGUUUAAAAUGGAGAACUGGUGGGGGAACAGCCCCUUUUACUGUGAGGAGAGGCCCCAAACUGGACUUCUGAGGGCUGAGAGCUUGAAUGAUCCAGAUCUUAUAGUUAGUGUGAAAUGGAGCUGUUUCUUGGGAAGUUUUUCCUGAUCUUACAGCAUGGCCAGAAGAAAGGGGGUGGUUCACUCUCCUGCGCCCAGGUGGCCUCCUCUGCAAAGUCACCUGCAAAGGAACACAGAGGGACCCCAGGGGGAGCAGCUCCCCAGCCCAGGGGAGUCCACAGAAUGCUAAGGAGGCUGAUGUGAUAUCAGAAUCCAGCAAUUGUCAAGUUUUUAAAAACAAACAGGCCAAACCAAGUCAAUAUUGUUCUUUCUAGAUGUUCCUCCUAUGCUUGAGUUGGUUUUACAUAAAUGGCAAUAUUUAGGCCCUGUGGGGGUAUUUUGUGACAAAUUAUAACCAUUUUAAAGAGGGGUAGGAGUUAGAGAAGGAAAGCUCUUUUGGGUACUUAAAACACCUUUUUAUUUCAGCAGUAGAUCAUCAUAUAAUGCAAUUGGCUAUCGGCUUAGAGCUACAUAUGUAAAAAUAACAAUAAUAUUAAUAGUACUACUUUCUAAUUACUUUUUUUUCCCCCCAAAGAUAUUUUUUCUCCAGUUCCUCCAGACUCUCUGGGCUUUGCCUUAACCUUGUCACAUGCACAGUGCACCCUCUCUUAGCUAUGGUGUGGUGAGGCCAGGAACCACCUUGGGGAGAAUUGAAAACUGAUAUCUGGACUCGCUACUCCAGAUCUUGUGGGAAGGAGGUGGUCCUUGUGAUUGUGUCGAGAUCCUGUUUCAUCUUGUAUUUAUUUGUCUCUUUUGACUUUGACAUCACAAUUUUUGUGUGGAGUAGGUUCAUGGGAGGCAGAAGCAGAAAACUAGAGCCACACUCCAGUCACCCCAUGACUCGAUUAUAGAGUUGAAAUGACCAACCUCUUCAGGACUUCCUCCUAGAUGGGUUGGCCCAGAGAGAAGGGAUUGGAUAAGAUUUUAAUAACUAUACAAGAUGAGCUGGGGUAAGUAAAAUCUGAAUUGAUUCAGAGCACAGUUCCUUCAUCUCCUGACUAAGGAAGACAAGUCUCUGACAAAUUCAGAGUCACAGACAUGGAUAUGACUCUCCUUUUAGACAAGAGGUCUGGAAGCCACCUGGUACCACAGAAAUGAGCUGAAAUGUGGAAAACACAGUCAGUCAGCUUUUGUGACCACAGGACCCCAAAGUAGUUUCAGCUUCCCAGGAAAUGGCACCGGUCCCUCCUCCCGAUGACAGGGCCCUGGUAGGAUCUUGAUCUUCACAUCAAAGAAAAGCCCUCCAGCCAGGUGGGUGGUACAUGCCUUAGCUCCACCUGCCCAGGAGGCUGAGGCAGGAGGGUCAUGACUUCAAGGCCAGCCUGGGCAACAUAGUGAGAUCCUGUCUCAAAAAGUUUUUUGAAAAGACAUACCGGAAGUGGUUUCCUGGGCUGUAUUUCCUGGCACUUGUCAAAUGAAGCAACAGAAGCCCUUCACAGCCCUGUGCCUGGUGGUGGCUGUUCUGUGGAUGACAGUACCCCAGGGUCUUAGAAUGGAGAAUAUCUGGAACAGAGAGAGCUGGGCCAGCUCAGGGGCCCAGGAAUCAGCAAGGCCUAGAUCAAUAGAAUGAAUAAGGAGACAGGCAGGAAGGGCAGAUGUGUCUAGUAAGAAUCUACCCUCACUGUGAGGAUCUGCAUCUAAAAUUAAAUGGGUCUAGAAGCAACAGGUGUCCAGUAGGUGCCUCUGCGGUUCACCUUCAUCCCCCCUGGCCAGGAGCCAGCUUAGCUGCACGGGGGAUCAAGACACUGGUGUCGUCUUCCUUGGAAAGAAGAGAUGCUCAUGGCUAUAACUAAGUUCAGUGAUUCUCAAGGUAUCACUUUCCUGUUUGGUUUUCCUACCACAUUAAGAAGAAUCUGAAGAAAGCAUUAGGAAAAAUGGGUCCAUGUGAAGCAUCUGAUUCUGACGUCAGGAGAAUGUAAGUGAUCUCGUCCUUGGCCUUGGGGCCCUCUGCACACGGCCCCGGGCCUUGUGUCCACCACUUUCUACCGCUCAAAUCAGACGGCUAGUAUCCUCCUCCUGCUACACAUUCUUCUCCCCUGGUCAAUCCUUGCUCAGCUUAGUUUCAGGGCAAUUUUCUCUCCUAAUUAGGUAUGAUCCAAACUGUGCAUAAUGAUAUUUAAUGUGAUUUAAGGAAAUAGAUUCAAACCCCCAUCCCACUACCAAAAGUAAAUAAAAUGUUGCUUAAUAUAAGGUUUGGACUAAUCUGUAUUUCUAUGAAAGUAAUCUAGGGUUUUUUGUUUUGUUUUGUUUCAUUUUGUUGGCAAAACAUAGUUUUAAGGAUCCAAUCAUCUAAAGUAUUUUACAUAGAGUUAGAGAUUUCACAAUAUUAACUAUGCAUAUAUUUAAAAUAUAAAAUAUCCAGCUGACGUUUGAAUUUGACAUAUUUUUCUGGCCACCCGAUAGUUCUGUUUUAUAAGCUGGGGAGUUGACUCAUUUAGCAAAAGAUGCUUAGCUUUUAUAAAAGGACAAGCAUUUCAUUUUAUAAAGACACUCCAAGUGAUAGUUACUUGAUUUUCUCAAGACCUUUAACUGUGGUGAUAAAAUAACAGGCCUUGCUUUCAAGCCUUAACAAAUGUAAAAUGCCUUUUAAUAAAGACAUAGCUGAGUGUUUUCCUCAUGACUCUGAACCAGUUAUAAAUUUUUUUUCCAGUCUUGAUUGGUAUUGACUGAUUUAAAUAAAGUUGGUUUAUUUUCAAAUAUUA
Molecule: messenger RNA, 6032 nt
Organism: Ictidomys tridecemlineatus (thirteen-lined ground squirrel)
Lineage: Eukaryota; Metazoa; Chordata; Mammalia; Rodentia; Sciuridae
Gene: Clic5
Product: chloride intracellular channel 5
Source: RefSeq, a predicted model, not a curated record